ACUUUAAUAUCGCGUGUUCAUCGCCCUGUGACGAGUUCUAGUCCUGUAUCAAUAAAUCCCAUCCUGGAUGCGUCAGGUUAUCGUCAAGCGGGGGAACUAACGGAUGAAGAAACCGGAUUGUCUGUCAGUUCCGCAUCUUCCAACGAUGAAGAGGAUCCGAUGGCAUUGACCACCAGCCCUGAAAGCACGGAUCAGAUACAAUCCCCUGAAGAUCUACUUGCCCAUCAGUUGUCCGGUCAGUGUCACACGUCUUUUGAUCUUACUUACUGGCAAGAACUGGAUGACGAUCCGUGGUCGAAUAACACAACACCUAUGGACUAUACAAAUCGAUUAGUAGCUCACUUAGAAGAAGUAGUAUUCGACCUGGGAUGUUUCUUUUUGAUUGAUUCUCAGUCAGACGAUCGGGGCAAGGAAAAAGAGUAG
This is a messenger RNA of Echinostoma caproni, 423 nucleotides long. The record is from the annotation of a GenBank genome assembly. NCBI's taxonomy places the organism in Eukaryota, Metazoa, Platyhelminthes, Trematoda, Plagiorchiida, Echinostomatidae.